AUGAAUUCGAAAGUUGUCACAAAACAUGCUUUUUUUCUUUUAAUUUUAUUAAAAAAUUAUUUUACCAUUGAAGAAUAUAUAACAAAAAAGAAUUUUAAAAGAUCUGUAGACCAAAUAAAUAAUUUCAUAUUUAAUUUUUCAGAAACAUUUUAUUCAAAAAUAAAUAGUAGAAAAAAAAGAAAAAUUGUAUCAAAUGAGCAUGCUAAAUGGUAUUUACCAAUAAAUUAUCAUGUCAGUGAACCUUUAAACCCCUUUGUUAUUAGAAAAGUAAUAGAAACAAUUGAAAAAGAAACAUGUAUUAAAUUUCAAUAUCAAAAAAGUUUUGCUCCUUUUACAACGGGUAUUAUUUAUUUAUAUACAGGAAAUUGCUUAAGCUUUGUAGGAAACAUACGUAGAGACAAUUGGCAAGUUGUUGAAAUUGGAAAAAGAUGUGAUUAUGUUGGAGGAAUUUUACAUGAAACUUUACAUGCAUUAGGAUUAUAUCAUGAACAAUGUCGAUUUGAUAGAGAUUUUUUUGUAAAAAUAUAUAAAGAAAACAUGAUGAAAAGUAAUGUCCAUGAUUGUCAGAAAUAUAAUGUAGAUAGUGCUUUUCAUUAUCAUUUAUCAUACGAUUAUGGAUCAAUAAUGCAAUAUCCAGUAGAUGCAUUUUCUAUAAAUGGUAGAAAGACAAUGGUACCAAUUGAUCCUUUAUAUGAAGGAACUAUGGGACAAAUGGAAAGACUUUCUUUUAUUGAUUCUAAAAUUUUAAAUUUGCACUAUUGUUCACAUAUGUGUACAUUUAAAAAACUUUGUUAUAACUAUGGAUACCAAGACCCUCAAAAUUGUCAUAUUUGUAGAUGUAUUGAAGGGUUUACUGGUCCUCUGUGUAAAGAUUUUGAAAAAAAACGACCAAGGUGUGGUGCCCCAAUAUUAUUUACUUUAAAAACAGUUAAAUUUAUGAUUUUAAAAGGGAAAAAAAAUUGUAUUUAUCAUUUUAUUUCAAAGCAAAAAAAAAAAAUUUUACUUAAUAUUUUAAAAUUAUAUAUGUUUCCUAAUUAUCAACCAGCUUGUAAAUAUAAUAAUGUUGUAGAAAUAAAAUAUUGGAUGGAUAAAUCUGUAACAGGAGCAAGAUUUUGCCUUCAACAAUAUAAUAAAAAAAUAUUAUCACAUACUGAUUCUAUGAUUUUGCAUUACAGAAGUCUUCAAAAUACAAACUUUGUUCAGUUGACUUACAGAGAAUUAAACUAA
Molecule: messenger RNA, 1227 nt
Organism: Strongyloides ratti
Lineage: Eukaryota; Metazoa; Nematoda; Chromadorea; Rhabditida; Strongyloididae
Product: Astacin-like metalloendopeptidase
Exons: 2
Coding region: 1-1227 (408 amino acids)
Biological process (GO): proteolysis
Molecular function (GO): zinc ion binding; metalloendopeptidase activity
Source: RefSeq, a predicted model, not a curated record